Molecule: messenger RNA, 1968 nt
Organism: Mangifera indica (mango)
Lineage: Eukaryota; Viridiplantae; Streptophyta; Magnoliopsida; Sapindales; Anacardiaceae
Product: palmitoyl-protein thioesterase 1-like
Exons: 12
Coding region: 789-1817 (342 amino acids)
Cellular component (GO): intracellular membrane-bounded organelle
Molecular function (GO): palmitoyl hydrolase activity; thiolester hydrolase activity
Source: RefSeq, a predicted model, not a curated record
CGGGCAAGGUACAUUGAAGAGAUGCAUUGUGGUAUGGUAGCCCAUCAAACUGAAGGCUGCAGAUAUUAGGUAAGAAUGCUUUAUAAAAAGGGAAGGGGGAACUGUAGAAGGCUCGUGAAUCUACGCUUACCUUGAGAAUAGGAGUGUAUUCUUAAGCUCGGGAACAGUAACAUCGGUAAAGGAAAAGAAGCAUCAUCGGUGAAACAAGCUCCAAUGCAACAAAAUCGGCAAGGUUUUGAUCUCUACGCAAACUCCGGUACAGUGGAAGGCUCUGAUCUCUAACUGAGCUUGUCGAGCUGAACAGGCUCAGAAGGAGAUUAUAUCUAGCUGUGACAUUCGUGGUCUGCACAAAUUUUGCAAUCAUAUCUCCGGCAAAUCCUUGGUGAUGUGCAGAGAUAUGGUACCUUGGCCUUGUUAACAGUAUAUAUUAUAAUAUUCAGCCGAUAUCUUAAUUUUAAUUUCUCUUAAAAAAUAAUAAUAAUAAACGAAGUUGCCAUCUAUUACGACGACCCUUUCAUCGUAAGCAUAUUAAAAAAUAAAUAAAAAAUGAUGCGGCGCGUGGCUGCACAGCUUUACAGUAGCGUGAAGGUACUGCGGCAUGGUCUACAUUUUACUACGGCGGACUUGUUUUGAACGUGGAUUAUCUUGGAAUACCCACCAGAUAUUAAUAGAACGAAUCCCAAGACCACUGUAACAAGUCCUUCACAUUAAGUUCUUUCUGCAAAUUACUAAUGUUAUUGGUCACCUAGGAAUCUUAAACCAUUUUUUUAACCUUCGUUAAAACGGCAAUGGCUCAUGUAGCACUAUUGGCCACAUUCACUCUCCUCAUCACCUGUCUUGUUCCAAUCACGUACUCUGUUCCUUUCAUAGUUUUGCAUGGUAUUAGUGAUAAAUGCAGUAACCGAGGAAUCAUGCAGUUUACUCAGCUCUUAAGCAACUGGUCUGGCUCUCAAGGAUACUGCAUAGAAAUUGGAGAUGGAGCGUGGGACUCCUGGACUAUGCCCCUUAUGGAACAGGUGAAGGGUAUGAGAGAACUUAGUGAGGGUUACAACAUGGUGGGACUUUCUCAGGGUACUAUGAUUGGUCGAGGGAUUAUUGAAUUUUGUGAAGGAGGACCUUCUGUAAAGAAUUUCAUUUCUGUGGCAGGCAUCCAUGCUGCUACUGCUUCAAUUCCAUUUUGUGGAUCUGGCUUGCUAUGCAUUCUCCUAGAUAGUUUAAUUAAGUUAGAGAUCUACAGCAACUGUGUACAGUUGGUAGCUGAUAGCAUUUUGACAUAUGUAUCUUCGGUGAGAUUGCAGGAACAUCUGGCUCCCAGUGGUUAUCUUAAAAUUCCAACUGACAUUUCUGAGUAUCUAAAGGGAUGUGGGUUUCUCCCAAAACUUAACAAUGAACUUGCUGACGAAAGAAAUUCUACUUAUAAGGAACGUUUUUCCAGCUUGGAGAAUUUGGUGCUUAUCAUGUUUGAGCAAGACAAAGUUUUGAUACCCAAGGAAACUUCCUGGUUUGGAUAUUAUCCUGAUGGUUCCUUUGAUACUAUUUUAUCUGCACAAGAGACCCCGUUAUAUAUAGAGGACUGGAUUGGCUUGAAAACUUUGGAUGAGGCCGGGAAAGUUAAAUUCAUAAAUGUUUCUGGGAAUCAUCUCCAGAUCUCUCAAAGUGAUAUGAAAACGUAUAUAGUUCCUUACUUGAAAGACACAUCGACAAUGGUAACAGAAUCAUCUUCAUCUCAUAGAUGGCUUUCAUCAAUGUGGAACAUGUUUGUGAAUCUUGGUGGGUUCAGUGAGGAUCCACAUUUGCUAUCAGUUGUACCUAACUGAAACCGCUGAUGGGCAGUGUCUCACACUCACUAUUUUUUUCAGUCUUUGACCCAUUAUUGACUCAAGUCACAUUUUUGUGUCUGGUCACAUUUUGCCUUGGAAUUACUAUAUAAUCUAUUAUUACCGAUAUUUAAAAUUCAGAUUAUAAAUA